AUGACGGCACAUGGGCGAGCCUGUCUGAAGUGGUCGGGUUGCGCUUGCCUUGUAGACCAUAUAACCCGUGUUCGGUGUCGGGAUGCUGCAGUUGCGAGCAAGAUGUUGGAGUUGUCGGGUCGCAUCGUGGUCCUGCUUUGCGUGGCUGGUCUGGUCGCCUUCGCGGUGGCCAUCACCGUUGCCCUGGUGGAUCCCUUUGAAGACGAUGACGAGCCGAAACAGAGCGUAUUGGGCCAACAUCGUGUCGACUGUAGCAGCAGCAGCAGGAGCGACAGUGGCGAAAUAAGAACGGAGGCAGAGGGAGACGAAGGAGACGAGGAAGAAUACUUCCGACCGGAAGAGUAUUUGGACUUCAUGCUUCCGAUGGAUCUGAAUCUGUGUCACGACACGGAGUUGUUGGAGUAUGCCAUUUCUUUGCCGGACUACUCGCGUGCCGUGAGAUGGGCGGAGUUGGGGAAGAAGUGCGCCAAGUUUCAUCGCAUGUUCCGAGGUGGAUUCCCGGGAUCCAGCAGCAAAGGACCGAAGAAGAAUAGAAGCGACGUGUCGUCGGGCAGCGUGUCGAUGGUCCGCAAUCCGGAAAAGUCGUCCAUGCCGCGCUGCAAAAAGCCCCUGAUGACGACGGUCAACGUAACCCAGGAGCUGAUGGAGCAGCAGAGCGGGGAGAAUAAUAAGCUGGGUACAAAGCGGCCCCGCCUCGUGGUUCCGUCGUGUCUCCGGCUCAAGCGGUGCGGGGGCUGUUGCCCGGGUCAGCUGAGAUGCACGCCGACACGAGUGACCCACAAGCGCGAACAGGUCAACGUGGACGGACAGAAGUUCGAUCACGAUUUCGAAGUGCACGAUGGGUCGUGCAAGUGUCAGUGUCCGGGAGAAUGUCGAGAAAAUCAGGUGCGGGCAACCGACGAUUCGUGCAACUGCGUUUGCCGGGAGACCAAUCGAAAAUGCGAGGGUCAUUUGAAGGUUUGGAGUGCUGUUGACUGCGACUGUGUAUGCAAGUCAAAGGUGCGGAAUAGUUGCUCAACUGGAGGUCACUUCAAUGAGACAACAUGCGAGUGUCAAAUUUGAGCGUUUUCUCUGGGUGAACAUCCCUGACCAGAAAAGAGGUCAUCUUAGAAAACCUAUGACCAUCUGUGAAGUGCUGAUGAGAAUCCGUGCGCUCGGUUUCUACUUCUCACUUCUGGGCAUGUUUCGUCCGCUAGCGUAAAGAACUCGAUACAUUUUCACGUAAUAAUCAUUUCUUCGCUUCCGGAAAAACCUUUGGCUGUUGAGGUUGAAAAUUCGCGAUUUUGUACGUCCCGCUGUGAAUGUUGACCUGCAGUAACAUUUGUGAGAUGAGGACAUGAGGUAAUUCCGCUCGUGCUUUUUACUCGUUUCCAACGGCAGGAAGACGAUGUGCAAAAAAUACUGAGACGAAAAUUUCAA
Notodromas monacha is the source of this 1419-nucleotide messenger RNA. Lineage: Eukaryota; Metazoa; Arthropoda; Ostracoda; Podocopida; Cyprididae. The record is from the annotation of a GenBank genome assembly.